AUGUCUUAUUCACAAACAGCUGUUCGCUUCUUUGAAAGGCCUAAGCCUUUGGGUGAUGCCAUGGACACUAACUCAAACUCAAAGAUGUCCGGCUCGGACCCCCAGUCUCAGUGCAACGGCCAAACGGUCGUUAGACCGAAUGUCUCGACUGAGCGUCCCUCUUCGGAGGUCGCAGAAUUGCACAACCCGAAGACCCAGGGCUUGACCUUUGCAAAUCAGGAUUCCUUGCCUAAGCUUCCUAUUCCUGAUCUUGAAGAUACCUGUCGCAGGCAUCUUGAUGCGCUGCAGGCGUUGCAGGGCCCUAGGGAGCAUGAGGAUACCAAGGCUGCUGUGAGGGAUUUCUUGAAGAAUGACGGGCCGAUCUUGCAGGAGAAGUUGAAGACUUAUGCUGGGUCGAAGACGAGUUACAUUGAGCAAUUCUCUGUUGUUCUCAACCUCAAUCCAUUCUUCCUUUUGGAGGAUGACCCGACGCCCGCUAGAAACCACCAGGUGACUCGUGCUGCCUCUCUGGUUAUUUCAGCCUUGGCGUUUGUUCGAGCUGUGCGUCGCGAAGAGUUACCUCCUGAUACUGUGCGAGGAACUCCCCUCUGCAUGUAUCAGUACUCUCGUCUUUUCGGAACUGCUCGUCUUCCCACGGAGAAUGGCUGUGUCAUUAGCCAAGAUCCCUCGGCCAAACACUUGGCCAUCAUGUGCCGUGGCCAGUUUUACUGGUUUGAUGUCUUGGAUGAUAAGAAUGAUCUGAUCAUGAGCGAGAAGGAUAUCUCACUCAACUUGCAGACCAUUAUUGAAGAUGCUGCGCAGACCCCCAUUCACCACGCAGCAAAGGGCGCUUUGGGUGUUCUCAGUACGGAAAACCGGAAGGUCUGGUCUGGGCUGCGGGAUAUCAUGACCAAGGAUCCGAGCUCCAACAACGCAGAAUGCUUGAACAUCGUUGAUACUGCGCUCUUUGUUCUGUGCCUUGAUGACACAGAGCCAUCUACCACAGCUGCUCUCUGUGCCAACAUGCUCUGCGGUACUAGUGAAGUCAUCAAGGGCGUCCAAGUUGGAACUUGCACCAACCGGUGGUAUGACAAGCUUCAAAUCAUAGUGUGCAAAAACGGUAGCGCGGGUAUCAACUUCGAGCACACUGGUGUAGAUGGACACACAGUACUGCGCUUCGCCAGUGACGUGUACACCGACACGAUCCUGCGCUUCGCCAAAACCAUCAACGGUCAAGCACCAAGCCUUUGGGCAACUAGCAGCCCUGACCCUGCGAAGCGUGACCCCCGCAGCUUCGGAAACGUCAGCACCACACCCCGCAAACUUGAAUGGGACAUGACACCCGAGUUGAAUAUUGCCCUCCGUUUUGCUGAAUCCCAUCUUUCCGACCUACUCUACCAGCACGAAUUCCAAGUCCUCGACUUUGAAGGCUAUGGCAAGAACUUCAUAACCUCGAUGGGCUUCUCACCCGAUGCAUUUGUCCAAAUGGCCUUCCAAGCCGCCUACUACGGUCUCUACGGCCGAGUCGAGAACACUUAUGAGCCUGCUAUGACCAAGAUGUUCCUCCACGGCCGGACAGAAGCGGUGCGAACCGUCACAUCAGAAUGCGUAGACUUUGUCACAGCCUUCUGGGGCGAGAACACAGCUGAACAAAAAGUCGAUGCCCUCCGCUCAGCAUGCCAAAAACACACACUCACCACAAAAGACUGCUCCAAAGGCCAAGGCCAGGACCGCCACCUCUAUGCCCUCUAUUGCCUCUGGCAACGCUCCUUCGAUGAAGGUCUCUUCCCAGACGCAAGCUCGACAGGCGGCUACUCAAGCCCCGGCGAAGCCUCCUCCCCGUCAGAACUCGAGUCACCCAAACCCCUCUCCGAACCGCCCUACUCAGAUGACGGCCUGUCCUCGCCAAGCGGGAGCAGCACCCGCUACCGUACAACAACCGCGCCCACGCCGGCCAUCUUCAGCGAUGCAGGCUGGGACAAGAUCAACAACACAGUCCUCUCAACCUCGAACUGCGGAAAUCCGUGCUUGCGUCACUUCGGUUUCGGUCCUACAUCUGCCGACGGCUUCGGAAUCGGCUAUAUCAUCAAAGACGAUUCGAUCUCUUUCUGUGCUUCUUCUAAACAUCGUCAGACUUCUCGUCUCAUGCAUACCCUUGAAUCUUAUCUCUUUGAGAUAAGAAAGUUGUUGCGCGCCACUAGCCGCAAGACUUCGAGUCCGCGCACAAGCCGUGCUCGUGAGACCGAGGCGCUGGCGGAAGGUUUGCAGUCUGAGUCGAAUCGGCGGGGCAGGAUUGUUCGUCCUGGUGGUGAUCGGGCUGGUGCCGAUACUCCUACUUCUGCGGCAGAUAGUGCGUAUAUGGAAGAUGAUGGGAUGGGUGGAUAUGGUUUCUUCGAUGCCGGUAUGCUUCUUCAUGCUUUGAAGGGUCUUAAUGCCGACCGGGAUCCGCGCGGUGAGAAACCGGUUCGAAGACGAUUGGCGCACACACUAGAGUUCUAUUCCAAGGUUUUACAGGUCAAUUUCACAUUCCAUAACAAUCCCGCUGUCCAACACGCGACCUACCGCAGGAAACAAGCAACAGCAAAUGUCAAAGAAUCCCUAGAAUGGGGAACCAAGAUUGUCGGCGGUGUCAAGCCAGGUGUUGAAGGUGAACAUUUAGGACUACCGGUGUUCCCGUCUGUGAGGGUUGCACAAGAAAAGUCCAAACCAGAUGCAUCCGCCAUCUACGUUCCCGGCGCGCAAACAGCCCAAGCAAUCGAGGAAGCCAUCGAAGCUGAGAUUCCCCUCGUCGUGGCUGUUGCGGAACAUGUUCCCAUCCAUGAUAUUCUGCGUAUCCACGCAAUCCUAGCCACGCAAUCCAAAACCCGCCUCGUAGGCGCCAACUGCCCAGGCAUCAUAUCAGCAACAGGAAAAUGCCGCAUUGGCUUCCAGCCCCUGCCCUGCUUUGCGCCGGGGAAUGUCGGCAUAGUGGCUAAAUCGGGCACGUUGAGUUACGAGACGGUUGCUUCGACGACGCGCGCAGGCCUCGGGCAGAGUCUCUGUAUUAGCAUGGGCGGGGAUGUACUCGCUGGGACGAAUUUCGUUGACGGGCUCCGGGUUUUCGAGGACGAUCCUGAGACGGAGGGCAUGAUUCUUGUUGGGGAGAUUGGGGGCACGGCUGAGUUGGAUGCUGCUGAGUGGAUUCGGGAGUAUCGGAGGAGGGUGAGGGAUCCGAAGCCUAUCAUGGCGCUGGUUGGUGGUCGUGAGGCUCCUCCUGGGAGGAUUAUGGGUCAUGCUGGGGCUUGGGCUGCGCCUGGUGAACCUGAUGCGGAGACGAAGUAUCGCGCGCUGGAGCGUGCUGGGGCUGUGAUGGUUGAUCAUCCUGAGAAGUUUGGUGCUGGGAUGAAGAUGCUGUUGGAGAGACGGGCUAAUCGCCCGAGUUCAAUCGCUGGAGCAGGCUCGCAAAAGCGAGGUCUGCACACUAUGAGACGAGUAGCUCCAGUCUUGAGAUCAAUCCCUGGUCAAAAACGCAGUCUGUACAUCAAGCAGUUCCAGGCUUUUGAUCUCCUCGGGGAAAAGUCUGUCCUGGUCAAUGACAAGGCCUCGGAUUCUGAUAUUUCUAUAUCUAUCACCGUCGACCGGACGGCUUUGUCUCCGUGUAUUAUCGCAUCUUCAGCAGCCGGGUUUGACCCGGCAAACUCGCGCAAGUUUCCUUUUGCAUACACCCAAGCCAACUUUCGCGACAGCUCUAUCAUCUCCGAUGUUGCUGCAUACUUGGGCCUUUCGGCUUCUGGUAAUGAGAAGCUAGCCAGUUUGGUACAAUCCCUUUGGGAGAUCUAUAAGGAGAAAGAAGCAUUCGUGCUAGAGACACGGGUUGGAGUCACUGCUGAUGGGACUUUGGAGGUUCACGGUGCUCGUUUUGGAUUCGAUGAUGCAGCAUAUCGCAGCUCGGGACGUCAGCAGGAUAUUCACAAGUUGAGAAACACCUCCGAGGAAGUUCCUGAGGAAGUUGAAGCUGAGAAAGAUGGAAUUGUCUAUGUCAAGCUGGAAGGUGAAGGCAGCGUUGGCACACUAGGUAGGCCACCCAUCACGAAGCAAAGAAGUGUCACUGGUAUCCUCGUUCAAUCAGCUAACAGAAACCCAGUGAACGGAGCUGGUCUCGCUAUGAACACAGUGGACGCCCUUACAAUCCACGGUGGCCAUUGCGCCAACUUCCUUGACACGGGCGGCAAAGCAACAUCCGAAACGGUAAAGUCGUCAUUCCGGGUGAUUUGCUCUGACACACGCGUCAAGGCGAUCUUCGUCAAUAUCUUUGGUGGAUUAACGCGCUGUGAUAUGAUUGCGGAGGGAAUCAUCUUAGCGUUCCGGGAUCUGAAAAUGAAGGUUCCUGUUGUUGUGCGGCUGCGUGGGACGAAUGAGGAAUUGGGACAGAAGAUGAUUGCGGAGAGUGGACUUCCUUUGCAUGCUUUUGAUGGGUUUGAAGAGGCUGCUAAGAAGGUUGUUGCUUUGGCUAAAGAGUGA
Penicillium nucicola is the source of this 4479-nucleotide messenger RNA. RefSeq lists its product as uncharacterized. Gene Ontology annotation, molecular function: carnitine O-acetyltransferase activity. The coding region runs from base 1 to 4479 and encodes 1492 amino acids. Gene Ontology annotation, cellular component: mitochondrion. Gene Ontology annotation, biological process: carnitine metabolic process. NCBI's taxonomy places the organism in Eukaryota, Fungi, Ascomycota, Eurotiomycetes, Eurotiales, Aspergillaceae. The transcript has 11 exons. The record is from RefSeq and is a predicted model, not a curated record.